AUGGCCGCCGGCCUCGGCUGUGCUACCUUGAGCCUGAUGGAGGCCCAGUGCAAGCCCGUGGCUUCCUGGGGGCAGUCCCGCUGGACGCCGGGAACGCAGGCGUCGAGUGCCUUUCCCAGGACGCAGCUGCCCCCAGGGCCUCCCCGAGUCCCCGCACAGCGCCUUCCCACCCUGCAGGUGGAGAAGCCCAGGGCGGCAGCCGUGCCAGCCGAGAGCCCGGCGGCCGAGCGCGGCGCGGAGCUGGGCGCCGACGAGGAGCAGCCCGUCCCGUACCCGGCGCUGGCGGCCACCGUCUUCUUCUGCCUCGGGCAGACCACGCGGCCGCGCAGCUGGUGUCUCCGGCUGGUUUGUAACCCGUGGUUCGAGCACGUCAGCAUGCUGGUCAUCAUGCUCAACUGCGUGACCCUGGGAAUGUUCCGGCCCUGCGAGGACGUCGAGUGCCGGUCGGAGCGCUGCAGCAUCCUGGAGGCCUUCGACGACUUCAUCUUCGCCUUCUUUGCCGUGGAGAUGAUCAUCAAGAUGGUCGCCCUGGGGCUGUUCGGGCAGAAGUGCUACCUGGGCGACACGUGGAACAGGCUGGAUUUCUUCAUCGUCAUGGCGGGCAUGAUGGAGUACUCCCUGGACGGACACAACGUGAGCCUCUCCGCCAUCCGGACGGUGCGUGUGUUGCGGCCCCUCCGCGCCAUCAACCGUGUGCCCAGCAUGCGGAUCCUGGUCACGCUGCUGCUGGACACACUGCCCAUGCUCGGGAACGUCCUUCUGCUCUGUUUCUUUGUCUUCUUCAUCUUCGGCAUCGUGGGUGUACAGCUCUGGGCUGGUCUGCUUCGCAACCGCUGCUUCCUGGACAGCACCUUUGCCAGGAACAACAAUCUCACCUUCCUGCGGCCGUACUACCAGACAGAGGAGGGCGAAGAGAAUCCCUUUAUAUGCUCCUCGCGCCGGGACAACGGCAUGCAGAAGUGCUCGCACAUCCCCAGCCGCCGUGAGCUGCGCGUGGAGUGCACGCUGGGCUGGGAGGCCUACGGGCAGCCGCAGGCCGAGGGCGUGGCUGGCACGGGCCGCAACGCCUGCAUCAACUGGAACCAGUACUACAACGUGUGCCGCUCGGGCGGCUCCAACCCCCACAACGGCGCCAUUAACUUCGACAACAUCGGCUACGCCUGGAUCGCCAUUUUCCAGGUGAUCACGCUGGAGGGCUGGGUGGACAUCAUGUACUACGUCAUGGACGCCCACUCUUUCUACAACUUCAUCUACUUCAUUUUGCUCAUCAUCGUGGGCUCCUUCUUCAUGAUCAACCUGUGCCUGGUGGUGAUCGCCACGCAGUUCUCGGAGACCAAGCAGCGGGAGAACCAGCUCAUGCGGGAGCAGCGCGCACGCUACCUGUCUAACGACAGCACGCUGGCCAGCUUCUCAGAGCCCGGCAGCUGCUACGAGGAGCUGCUCAAGUACGUGGGCCACGUCUGCCGCAAGGUCAAGAGGCGCGGCCUGCGCCUGUACGCCCGCUGGCAGAGCCGUUGGCGCCAGAAGGUGGACCCCGGCGGCGCCCUGCACGGCCAGGGUCCCGGGCGCCGGCCGCGGCGCGCGGGCAGGCACGCGGCCUCCGUCCACCACCUGGUCUACCACCACCACCACCACCACCACCACCACUACCAUUUCAGCCACGGCAGCCCGCGCCGGCCCGGCCCCGAGGACACCAGGCUGGUGCGGGCCGGGGCGCUGCCGUCGCCGCCCUCGCCGGGCCGCGGGCCCCCCGAUGCCGAGUCAGUGCACAGCGUGUACCACGCGGACUGCCACGUGGAGGGGCCGCAGGAGAGGGCCCGGGUGGCGCACACCGCGGCCGCCGCCGGCCUCAAACUGGCCACGGGGCUGGGGGCCAUGAACUACCCCACCAUCCUGCCCUCGUCGGUGGGCGGCAACAGAGGCGGCACCGGCCUCGGGCCCAAGGGGAAGCGGGCCGGCGGGCCUCCGGGCGCCGGAGAGCACAGCCCCCUGAGCCUGAGGGGCCCUGAUCCCUAUGAGAAGAUCCAGCAUCUGGUCGGGGAGCACGGACUGGGCCGGGCCCCCAGCCGCCUGUCGGGCCUGAGUGUGCCCUGCCCCCUGCCCAGCCCCCAGGCGGGCACGCUGACCUGUGAACUGAAGAGCUGCCCGUACUGUGCCAGCGCGCCGGAGGACCCUGACUUUGAGCUCAGCGACUCCGAGAGCGGGGGCUCGGAAGGCAACGGGGUCUACGAGUUCACGCAGGACGUGCGGCACGGGGACCGCCGUGACCCCAUGCGGCCCCCCGCGGCGGCGGACGCGCCAGGCCAGGGCAGCGCGCGGCAGCGGGCGCGGCGGCGGGUGGCCCCGGGCGAGCAGGGCCGCAUCUGGGCCGCCUUCGGUGGCAAACUGCGCCGGAUCGUGGAUAGCAAGUACUUCAACCGCGGCAUCAUGGUGGCCAUCCUCACCAACACGCUGAGCAUGGGCGUCGAAUACCACGAGCAGCCUGACGAGCUGACCAACGCCCUGGAGAUCAGCAACAUCGUGUUCACCAGUGUGUUCGCCCUGGAGAUGCUGCUGAAGCUGCUAGCCUGCGGCCCGCUGGGCUACAUCCGGAACCCCUACAACAUCUUCGACGGCAUCAUCGUGGUCAUCAGCGUCUGGGAGAUCGUCGGGCAGGCGGACGGCGGCCUGUCGGUGCUGCGAACCUUCCGGCUGCUGCGGGUGCUCAAGCUGGUGCGCUUCAUGCCCGCGCUGCGGCGCCAGCUGGUGGUGCUCAUGAAGACCAUGGACAACGUGGCCACCUUCUGCAUGUUGCUCAUGCUCUUCAUCUUCAUUUUCAGCAUCCUGGGCAUGCACCUCUUUGGGUGCAAAUUCAGCCUGACAACGGACACCGGAGACACGGUCCCCGACAGGAAGAACUUUGACUCCCUGCUGUGGGCCAUCGUCACCGUGUUCCAGAUCCUCACCCAGGAGGACUGGAACGUUGUCCUCUACAACGGCAUGGCCUCCACCUCCUCCUGGGCGGCCCUCUACUUCGUGGCACUGAUGACCUUCGGCAACUAUGUACUCUUCAACCUCCUGGUGGCCAUCCUGGUGGAGGGCUUUCAGGCAGAGGGUGACGCCAACAGAUCCGACACGGACGAGGACAAGACAUCCGCCCACUUGGAGGAGGACUUUGACAAGUUCCCAGACUCCCGGGCCACGGAGGUGAAGAUGUACCCACUGGCAGUGACUCCCAACGGGCACCUGGAGGGCCGAGGCAGCCUGCCCCCUCCCCUCAUCAUGCGCACAGCGGCCACGCCCAUGCCCACCCCCAAGAGCUCCCCACACUUGGACCCGGCCCCCGGCCUCCUGGAGUCGAGGCGCGGCAGCAGCGGCUCUGUGGACCCCCAGCUGGGCGACCAGAAGUCACUGUCCAGCCUCCGAAGCUCGCCCUGCGCCCACUGGGGCCCCAACAGUGCCUGGAGCAGCCGGCGCUCGAGCUGGAACAGCCUGGGCCGCGCACCCAGCCUCAAGCGCCGGAGCCAGUGCGGGGAGCGGGAGUCGCUGCUGUCCGGGGAGGGCAAGGGGAGCACGGAUGAGGAGGCAGAGGACGGCAGGCCGGGGGCGGGGGCCUCGCCGGGGACGCGUACCGUCCCGCUGCGCCGUGCCGAGUCCCUGGACCACCGCAGCACGCUGGACCUGCGGCCCCCGCGGCCAGCCGCGCUGCUGCCCAGCAAGUUCCACGACUGCAACGGGCAGGUGCUCGCCCUGCCCAGUGAGUUCUUUCUGCGAAUCGACAGCCACAAGGAGGACUCGGCCGAGUAUGAUGAAGAUGUGGAGAACAGCUGCUGCCUGCGCCUGCGCAAGGUGCUGGAGCCCUACAAGCCCGCGUGGUGUCGGAGCCGGGAGCCCUGGGCCCUGUACCUCUUCUCCCCGCAGAACAGGUUCCGGGUCUCCUGUCAGAAGAUCAUCGCCCACAAGAUGUUCGAUCACGUCGUCCUGGUGUUCAUCUUCCUCAAUUGCAUCACCAUCGCCCUGGAAAGGCCUGACAUCGACCCCAGCAGCACCGAGCGUGUCUUCCUCAGCGUCUCCAACUACAUCUUCACGGCGAUUUUUGUGGCUGAGAUGAUGGUGAAGGUCGUGGCCCUGGGCCUGGUCUCCGGCGAUCACGCCUACCUGCAGAGCAGCUGGAACGUGCUGGACGGGCUGCUGGUCCUGGUGUCCCUGGUCGACAUCGUGGUAGCCAUGGCCUCCGCCGGUGGCGCCAAGAUCCUGGGCAUCCUGCGAGUGCUGCGCCUGCUAAGGACGCUGCGGCCGCUGAGGGUCAUCAGCCGUGCUCCAGGCCUCAAGCUGGUGGUGGAGACUCUGAUAUCGUCACUCAGGCCCAUCGGGAACAUCGUCCUCAUCUGCUGCGCCUUCUUCAUCAUCUUCGGCAUCCUGGGGGUGCAGCUCUUCAAGGGGAAGUUUUAUUACUGCGAAGGCGCCGAUACCAGGAACAUCUCCACCAAGGCCGAGUGCCGGGCGGCGCGCUACCGCUGGGUGCGGCGAAAGUACAACUUCGACAACCUGGGCCAGGCGCUGAUGUCCCUGUUCGUGCUCUCCUCCAAGGACGGCUGGGUGAACAUUAUGUAUGACGGGCUGGACGCCGUGGGCAUAGAUCAGCAGCCGGUGCCCAACCACAACCCGUGGAUGCUGCUCUACUUCAUCUCCUUCCUGCUCAUCGUCAGCUUCUUCGUGCUCAACAUGUUCGUGGGCGUCGUGGUGGAGAACUUCCACAAGUGCCGGCAGCACCAGGAGGCCGAGGAGGCGCGGCGGCGCGAGGAGAAGCGGCAGCGGCGCCUGGAGAGGAAACGCAGGAGCACCUUCCCCAGCCCAGAGGCCCAGCGCCGGCCCUACUAUGCGGACUACUCGCCCACCCGCCGGUCCAUCCACUCGCUGUGCACCAGCCACUACCUUGACCUCUUCAUCACCUUCAUCAUCGGGGUCAACGUCAUCACCAUGUCCAUGGAACACUACAACCAGCCCAAGUCGCUGGACGAGGCCCUGAAGUACUGCAACUACGUGUUCACCAUCGUCUUUGUCUUUGAGGCCGUGCUGAAGCUGGUGGCUUUUGGGUUCCGGAGGUUCUUCAAGGACAGGUGGAACCAGCUGGACCUGGCCAUAGUGCUGCUGUCCAUCAUGGGCAUCACGCUGGAGGAGAUCGAGAUGAACGCGGCCCUGCCCAUCAACCCCACCAUCAUCCGCAUCAUGCGUGUGCUCCGCAUCGCCCGCGUGCUGAAACUGCUCAAGAUGGCCACAGGCAUGCGGGCCCUGCUGGACACGGUGGUUCAAGCCCUGCCCCAGGUAGGGAACCUCGGCCUACUUUUCAUGCUCCUGUUUUUUAUCUAUGCUGCCCUGGGGGUGGAGCUGUUUGGGAGGCUCGAGUGCAGUGACGACAACCCCUGUGAGGGCCUGAGCCGGCAUGCCACCUUCUCCAACUUCGGCAUGGCUUUCCUCACGCUGUUCCGCGUGUCCACGGGGGACAACUGGAACGGGAUCAUGAAGGACACGCUGCGGGAGUGCGCCCGCGAGGACAAGCACUGCCUCACGUACCUGCCAGCCAUCUCCCCCAUCUACUUCGUCACCUUCGUGCUGGUGGCACAGUUCGUGCUGGUCAACGUGGUGGUGGCCGUGCUCAUGAAGCACUUGGAGGAGAGCAACAAGGAGGCCCGCGAGGACGCCGAGCUGGACGCCGAGCUGGAGCUGGAGGUGGCGCGAGGCGCCCCCGCCCGCCCCAGGCCCGCGGCCCCGCAGAGCCCGGACGCCCCCGGCCUCCUGGUCGUGCGCAAGGUGUCUGUGUCCCGGAUGCUGUCCCUGCCCAACGACAGCUACAUGUUCCGGCCCGUGGCGCCCGCCUCCGCCCCACACCCUCGCCCGCUGCCGGAAGCGGAUGCGGAAACCUGCUCGGGUCCUGCCCCGGGUCUGUCCACCUCUGCACACUCCCUGCCCGCGGAGCCCUGCACCUCCCUCCGGGUCUCUUCGGCCGCACCAUCCCCAGCCAGGGACACCGACGCCCUCGGUGCCCUGUCCCCUCGGGGCGCAACCCGCUCCCCCAGCCUCAGCCGACUGCUCUGCAGACAGGAGGCCGUGCGCACCAGCUCCCUGGAAGGGCAGAUGGCCGGCCCCAGGGAUGGUGGCCCAGGCUGGGCGGAGCCCGGCGGGAAGACCCCCGUGAGGCAGGCGUCCCUGGGGGCCUCCGUACGGUCCCCACCCCGUUCCCCGAGGCCCGCCAGCGUCCGCGCCCGCAAGCACACUUUUGGGCAGCGCUGCGUCUCCGGUAGGCCGCCGGCCCCAGGAGGGGAGGAGGCCGAGGCCCCGGACCCUGCCGACGAGGAGGUCAGCCACAUCACCAGCUCGGCGCAGAGCCCCUCGGCCUCCCCCGAUGCCCCGGGAGCGGGCGGUGAGCCGGACCUGCACGGGUUCUGCGGCGUCGACGCCCAGGGCUUCCGGGGGCAGCCGGGCCAGGCGGAUGAGCAGAGGCGGCCCUCGGCGGAGCAGGGAGGAGGGGACGGCCGCUCGGAGGUCCGGGAGGUGAAGACCCGGGUCCCGGAGGCGGAGCCCCCCUCGGGGGCCCGCAGGAAGAAGAAGAUGAGCCCCCCCUGCAUCUCCGUAGACCCCCCCGCAGAGGACGAGGGCACCGCGCGGCCCCCGGCGGCAGAGGGCAGCGGCACUCUGAGACGACGAACCCCGUCCUGUGAGGCCACGCCACACAGGGACUCCCUGGAGCCCGUGGAGGGGGCGGGGGCGGACAUGGCCGCCAAGGGGGAGCGGCGCGCACAGGCGGCCUGCCGCGCAGAGCACCUGACCGUCCCCAGCUUCGCCUUUGAGCCGCUGGACGUGGGGGGCCCUGGCGGAGACCUGUUUGCGGACAGCGGCCACAGCGUGGCCCCUGAACCCAGAGCUUCCCUUUCGGGGGCCACAGUGCCUCCUGAACCCCACAAAACAGAGCCUCCCGUGCUCUCCAGCGACCCCCCAGAGAAGGGACGGGGGCUGCACCUCAAAGUCCUCCAGAGCCCCCCAAAGAAAGCGGGGUCCCCCCCGGCCACCCCCAUCCCGGGUGACCACGUAGACAAGCCCGUGUAGCUGAGGGCACGGUGCCACACAGGUUUUAGCACUGGGGUUGGGGCGCACCCGGCAGGGUGGUGGCCCCGGGCAGGGCUGCGCGUGGACCCCAGCUCAGGCCCUGCGGAGGCAGAGGAGCCCGGGAGGCCGUCCGCCCAGGGAGAGGGAGGCAGACGCCGGGUCUGGACGAAGCAGAACAAGGGGUAGCCGUCGGCCUGGGAGCCUCCGGCCGGUGCGCUCGGGUUUGGGUUUUCCCAGCUCCGUCAAGGCGGUCUGAGGCCUGGUCAGCGGUCCCCUCGCGACCGCUGCAUCCCUGGGACAAAGACCAGAAAACGACCAAAAAGAGGAAGUCGGAGGCUGCCCAGCAGAGCCCCGUCCUCACACCCACUUACUUUUCUAGGGAACACGUGCUCGGGGCCACCUGUGCUCUGGUUGGUGGCAGCUCGGUCCCCGAGGCCACCACGGCCACGCUUCACUGUUGCUCACGGUCUGAGUCCUCACCUGUUUGUCCCCCCUCCUCGUCCCCCUCUGUCCGCCUCCGCUCCCGGGCCCGCUGCCCAGCAUCCGUGUUGGGGCGAUAGAGGCACGCUCGCGUCCCCAGGGAGUGGGGUCCAUGCAAUAAGCCGGCGCCUCUGCUGGCGGCCCCGCCCGGGCUGGGAGGUUGCAGCAAAGCCCCUGCGGUUCGCGGACGUUUCUUUUACAAAUUCAGGUUAAACGUUGCAAUAAUCUGA
Herpailurus yagouaroundi (jaguarundi) is the source of this 7793-nucleotide messenger RNA. It is a transcript of the gene CACNA1H, whose product is annotated as calcium voltage-gated channel subunit alpha1 H. Gene Ontology annotation, molecular function: high voltage-gated calcium channel activity. Gene Ontology annotation, biological process: calcium ion import across plasma membrane. The record is from RefSeq and is a predicted model, not a curated record. The transcript has 36 exons. Gene Ontology annotation, cellular component: voltage-gated calcium channel complex; membrane. Lineage: Eukaryota; Metazoa; Chordata; Mammalia; Carnivora; Felidae. The coding region runs from base 1 to 7083 and encodes 2360 amino acids.